UCUGACCCAGAGAAGAAAGGAACAGGCCAGACGUCUUCGUCUCUCCCCUAGGCCCUAGCGUAGCGUAAUGGCGUAUGACGCCUGUUCCCUUCUCGGACGUCGCCGGCCGCCGUUUGCGUCCGCUUUGAUCUCCGUUCGUCUCUCUCCGGACAGAGAGUUGAGGUGAGGUGAGGAGAGCCCAAACCGAAAGCAGCCAAACAGAAGGAGGCGGCCGAGACCGCGAGAGCGAGAGAAUAAAAAGCAGGGGGCUUUCUUUCGAUCGCUGCGCUGCGUCCCAGCACCAGCACCAGCAGUCCCAGUCCACCUUGCUCGCGAGUCGCUCGCUCCCUCGAUCAGAUCUAAUCAUUAUUUAAUCCUUUUUUUCCAGUCUCACAUGAGCACUCCCCACUCGUCCUCCACCUCCUCCGUCCCCCACCGCGCCUCCCCUCCCCAGAUCCCCCCAUCCCUAACCCUAGCUCCCACGGCGUCCUCUGCCUCGCCGUCCUCCUCCUCCGCGUCCGGCAUGCGGGACGCGGCGGAGGACGACUCCGACUCGCCGCCGUCGCAGAUGUCGGAGGACGACCCCGGCGGGGGCGGGGACAGGUGGGAGCCGGAUCUGAGGGGCGGCAACAACGGCGGGGGCGGGAGGUGGGCGCCGCCGGACCAGGUGCUGGAGAACGUGCUCGAGACCGUGCUCGAGUUCCUCACCGCCGCGCGGGACCGCAACGCCGCCUCGCUCGUCUGCCGUUCCUGGUACCGCGCAGAGGCGCAGACGCGCCGCGAGCUCUUCAUCGGCAACUGCUACGCCGUCUCGCCGCGACGCGCCGUCGAGCGCUUCGGCGGCCUGCGCGCCGUCGUGCUCAAGGGCAAGCCCCGCUUCGCGGACUUCAGCCUCGUGCCAUACGGCUGGGGCGCCUACGUCUCCCCCUGGGUGGCAGCGCUCGGGCCCGCGUACCCGCGCCUCGAGCGCAUCUGCCUCAAGCGGAUGACCGUCUCCGACGACGACCUCGCACUCAUCGCCAAGUCCUUCCCCUUGUUCAGGGAGCUCUCGCUAGUGUGCUGCGAUGGCUUCAGCACGGUCGGGCUCGCCGUCAUCGUCGAGCGCUGCCGGCAUCUUCGCGUGCUGGAUCUGAUUGAAGAUUACCUUGAGGAUGAAGAGGACGAGCUGGUGGAUUGGAUCUCCAAGUUUUCAGAGUCCAACACCUCUCUGGAGUCACUUGUCUUCGACUGCGUCAGUGUGCCCUUCAACUUUGAGGCCCUCGAGGCACUUGUUGCACGCUCACCGGCUUUGCGUCGGUUGCGUGUCAACCACCACGUGUCAGUAGAGCAGCUGCGCCGUCUCAUGGCAAGAGCACCCCAGCUCACACACUUUGGAACCGGUGCAUUCCGAUCUGAGGGUGCCCCUGAUGGGGGUCUGGCUGUGACUGAGCUUGCUACAUCUUUUGCUGCAGCCAGGUCUCUCGUUUGUCUAUCAGGUUUUCGGGAGGUCGAUCCACAAUAUCUCCCAGCGAUCUACCCUGUUUGUGCCAAGCUCACCUCACUAAACUUCAGCUUUGCAAGCCUAACGGCUGCGGAACUCAAGCCAGUUAUUCGCAACUGCACCAAUCUUCGCACUUUCUGGGUCCUUGAUACUGUGGGUGAUGAAGGCCUACGUGCUGUGGCUGAUACAUGCUCUGAUCUCCGUGAGCUGAGAGUUUUUCCUUUGGAUGCCUCUGAAGAUUCUGAGGGUUCGGUCUCAGAUGUUGGUCUUCAGGCAAUAUCAGAAGGCUGCCGGAAGCUAGAAUCAAUCCUCUACUUUUGCCAGCGGAUGACAAAUGAAGCAGUAAUUGCUAUGUCGAAGAACUGUCCUGAGCUUGUAGCGUUCCGCCUCUGUAUUAUGGGCCGCCACCGCCCUGAUCGAGUCACUGGGGACCCAAUGGAUGAAGGUUUUGGCGCAAUUGUGAUGAACUGCAAGAAACUCACCAGGCUUUCAGUCUCUGGCCUGCUUACUGAUAAAGCCUUUGCAUACAUUGGAAAAUAUGGGAAGCUAAUAAAGACUCUGUCUGUUGCCUUCGCUGGGAAUAGUGACAUGUCCCUCCAAUAUGUAUUUGAGGGAUGCACUAAGUUGCAGAAGCUUGAGGUCAGAGAUAGCCCUUUUACUGACAGGGGGUUACUCUCCGGACUGAACUACUUCUACAAUAUGAGGUUCUUAUGGAUGAACUCAUGCAGGCUAACUAUGAGAGGAUGUAAAGAUGUAGCUCAGCAAAUGCAAAAUUUGGUGGUUGAAGUAAUUAAGGACCACUCUGAAGAUGAAGGGGAGGCUGAGAUUGUUGACAAGUUGUACUUGUAUCGGUCACUGGCAGGACCAAGGAAUGAUGCUCCACCAUUUGUUACCCUCUUGUAGGACUGCUAUUGGAAGAACAGCCCUGCUGUACCCACGAACAUGUUAGUUGUACUAUUCCUUAUCAAGUUCUCAGAGCCAAUGAGGGAAGCUUUCUGCGGAUGAUUUUCAAGUUGCUGCAGGAGCACACAGUGUAAAUCAAGUAAGAAGCUGCCGAAUAUUCUUUUCACUUGAUCUGGCAUGGCCAGCAUACAGAGUUGGGGCAGUUGAGGAGCACAUCCAGAGGGAGACAUCUGAUGGCCUCACGGCGCUAGUCUUUUACAGUAUAGCAAUGAUGGGUAGUGACUGAUUGCACAGGAACUGACUGCACACUGACUCCAGUCAGCAGGCUUCGGAUGGUUCUUGGCACUCAGGUCUCCAGCUACUUGUAUCUUGCCAUCUUCCGUUUCAUUUUUCUGCUCAGACCAAGGAAUGGAAGUGCUGCUGCCUAUGUCCGAAGCUUCAAUGCUCCACCGGCCAUUACUUAUGUUUUAGAAUGAUCCAAAACUCAGAUCCUGCUAUUUUUUUCUCUCCCUUCUUUUUCAUUGUUUUUAGCACUCAUGAGUUAUUUUUGUAGACGACCGGUAGACCAUUAUCCCUUUUCUCAUUAUCCCUUUUCUUCGUCUCCACCCUCUGCUAUUUUUAAUCAAGAAGCUAUUGGAGGAAAUUUGAAAUUUGUUCGGCAUUGCUUGGUUUUGCCCCCA
This is a messenger RNA of Sorghum bicolor (sorghum), 3042 nucleotides long. Its product is annotated as F-box protein FBX14. The coding region runs from base 374 to 2362 and encodes 662 amino acids. Gene Ontology annotation, cellular component: SCF ubiquitin ligase complex. Gene Ontology annotation, biological process: SCF-dependent proteasomal ubiquitin-dependent protein catabolic process. NCBI's taxonomy places the organism in Eukaryota, Viridiplantae, Streptophyta, Magnoliopsida, Poales, Poaceae. The transcript has 3 exons. The record is from RefSeq and is a predicted model, not a curated record.